AAAAACUCACGAGCCAAGCCAUCGUUUGCAAGAGAUAAGGAGGUUAGUUAGGAACGAGACACGGUGAAAGGCUGAAAGGAAGGUCCUUUUCCACUGAAAAAUAUAAAGCCUUUCGUGGCUUCAUCAGAUCCCAAGAACAGAAGAGAUUGCUCAUAAAAAUGCCGUUUCUCAGUCGGCUGAUUGCGAUGGUAUCUAGAAUAGUGAAUUGUCUUAAGGUGAGCGCUUGAUAUUCCAUCUCUGCAGCGACCAAAACCCAGUGUAGGAACCCCAUACCGCCUAAAAGCAGGAGAGAGAUGCCGAUUGUUGUUGUAGCUGCUUCGGUCCCAAGACUUCCCCUUUUCCCCCAAAUUUGGAAGAAAAACCAAAAUUCUGCAAGGCCGCAACUCCUUCAUUGCUCCAAGAACAUUGGAGAGAGCACCAGCCUAUCUAGAGAUCCUGAGCCAACCGAGUUGGGAAGCCCCAGGGAUAUGGAGGUGCAUCAGAGAAAUUUGAAAUCCAUUGAUAAUGAAAAAGAAGAGAAACCGAAUGACAUAUGGCAACUAUUUAAGGAAGCUCAACAAAAUAUUCUGUACUUAAACAAACAGUGUCUACUGGCCAUGGAAGAGCUUGAGAGGCUAAAGAAUGAAAGGACCUUAUUGCUUGAUAGGGUAGAGCAAUUGGAGAUGAAAAAUCAGGCAAAUUUCAGAAGAGAUAAAUUUACAAUCAGCUCAGAGUUGCUUCUUAGAAUAGAUUCUUUGGUUCUCAAUGGCGUGAUUAGCAGUAUGGAGGCAUCUGAUUUAAGAAGGUUAAUAAUCGAUGCAAGGGGCAGUUCGGCUGAUGAUCUAUAUGGCCUUAAUUGCAAGAAUGAUGCUGAAUUUCUGGUUGAGCUGCACCACUUUUCAAAGAAGAGCAAAAAGAACGGAUUUCACAUAAUCCACAUCUGUACAGAAAUGUCACCUGUAGUCUCUGAGGGACCUUUGGCAUCAUAUAUAACUGGCUUAUCUAGUGCUCUACAGAGGAAGGGAAAUCUUGUGGAAGUUAUAUUGCCCAAGUAUUCAUGCUUGAAUCUAGAGGAAGUUCAAGGAUUACGAGAAGUUGAAACAGAACUCCACUCAUAUUUUAAUGGUCAGUUGCAUGGGAACAGGAUCUGGACUGGGGUUGUCUACGGCAUUGGAGUUACCUUUAUACAGCCUGUCUAUUACUCAUCUUUAUUUAGCCACGACAAAGUAUAUGGUUACUCAAAUGACUUUGAAAGAUUCACCUAUUUCUCUCGUGCUUCACUGGACUAUCUAGUUAAAUCAGGAAAGAAACCUGAUGUGCUUCACGUACACAAUUGGCACACUUCUAUAGUUGGGCCACUUUUCUGGGAUGUUUUUGUCAGUCAGGGGUUUGAAGGUACUAGGAUACUGUUGACCUGUCAGGGUUUUAAUUCCCAGUGUCUUGAACAACCAGAAAAGCUAGCAUUAUGUGGGCUUGACUCGUCUAGAUUGCUUCGGCCUGAUCGUCUGCAAGAUAACAAUAAGUCUCAUCUUGUCAACAUACUCAAGGGUGGAGUUGUUUACUCUAAUAAAGUAAUCAUAAUGUCAUCAAUACAUACUAAAGGCAGAAUAGUUGGUGCAUUUGGACAUGGACUGGAACCCACUUUAGAUAUUCACAAAGAAAAGUUGGUGAUUGCUCCUCGUGGAUUCGAUAAAUCAACUUGGGAUCCUUCAUGUGACAAUAUUCUUCCACAGAGCUAUAGUGCAGAUGACAUGAAGGGGAAGUCUGUGUGCAAAGUCGUAUUGCAGCGGCAUCUGGAUUUACCUGAAGGGGCAUCCAAAAUUCUCGUUGGAUGCAUUUAUCCAGACAUCUUAGAUGCUGACAUUGAGAAGUUAAAGACACUUGUUUGGAUGGCUUCUAGAAGGGGAGUUCAGCUGAUGACAUAUUUUGAAGAUCUGUUUAAGCUGCAGUUUAUUUUCAUGGGAUCUAGCAAAAGCCCAGGCAUGAGGAGGGAGUUGGAGAUUUUUGAGGAAGAAGUGGAGGAUGAAAAUGUGAGAUUCAUUGAUGAAUAUGAUGAAGAAUUAUCACAUCUGAUAAUUUCAGGAUCCGACAUCCUGAUAUGCCCAUCUUUUGAUGAUCCUCUGCUUCAAGUGCCACUCAAGGCCAUAAAAUAUGGAGCAGCUCCUGUUCCUCUACACUCUGCCGACAGCAGAUUCAGGCUCUUUGGUGAUGAUGAGAGCACUACAUUCUCACAGUACAUCAAUCAAACCUUUGGAAACCUGUCUCUAGGCCAAGCCAUCGAUGAACUCAAGAACAAUCCAUCACAAUGGAAUACAAGGAUGAUAGAUGCCAUGGAGAAGGAUUUUUCGUGGGAUUCAGAGUGUGCGGACGUGCAUAUUUCUGCAUAUGCAGCAGUGAAAAGAUUAUAAAGAGGUCGUAAACAUAUGCACCAGGCAUUGUAGAAAUUGAUAUAGAACAGGACAUUCUUGUACAUAGAAAAAGUCUGCAAUCAUCCUGGAUUAGCUACAGCAUAAAGUUGAGCAUUCUCGGUAAUUAAUUCUUUGGUCCCUAUACUUUGAGUUAAACUUAAUAUUUUUCAAGGUAGGAAUUUUUUAUAAAUUGUUAUGAUUUUGGU
Molecule: messenger RNA, 2593 nt
Organism: Sesamum indicum (sesame)
Lineage: Eukaryota; Viridiplantae; Streptophyta; Magnoliopsida; Lamiales; Pedaliaceae
Product: UDP-Glycosyltransferase superfamily protein
Source: RefSeq, a predicted model, not a curated record